Molecule: messenger RNA, 693 nt
Organism: Lymnaea stagnalis (great pond snail)
Lineage: Eukaryota; Metazoa; Mollusca; Gastropoda; Lymnaeidae
Source: the annotation of a GenBank genome assembly
GUGGAAACGAGCUCACGUAAAAUCUUCAUCUUCAGUGCAAUCAUUCAACCGCCGAUAUAUUUACUCGGUUUUGUCGCCAAUCUCAUCAACAUCUUCGUGUAUUUCAAAAUUAGACCCAAAGACUGCAUCAACAUUUGUUUCUUCGUCCUCUCGUGUGCAGACUUGGCGAGUGUGUUGAUGUUGAUACUCGGGGAAAUCUUUCACGUGUUUACAAAUAAUUUUGAAAAACUAUGGGACAUUGAGGACAAAGAUCUGUCAUUUCUUUUUGUUUUUUAUCAUGGGUCAUUUUACAUCUCACAAGGAAUAACUACCUUUACCGCAGUCCAAAAAGGCUGGAGUGUUGCGCUACCUUUUCGCUCUAGAAACCCGUUUAUCGCAUCCAUAACAUAUGGUAUCUUGUCUGGAAUUUCAAUUGCGAUCUUCUCUCUGCAUGUGCCGAUUCGGUCAAGGCCAGAUCUGCAGGAAUCCAUGUCCGCGGACACCAGUAGACCUCUUCUUUUAGUAUGGACAGCUGAAAUCAGACAACAGCUGUUCCCUGGCGUAAGGCUCGUGUCUUUACUAUUCACCAGCACAUGUCAAGUCAUUGUCAUCUUCUGCUUGAUUGUUUUGGCUUCAAGGUUACGAGCCUCAACAAAUUUAAUGGAUUCAUCGGCUAUCCCCAACGUGGAUAUGGAUCCACCGACAACCACUAAA